AAAAAAAUAUCUGCCCAAGCCAAAAAGAAGAAAACCUAACUCUUUCCUGCCACUUUUUUCCUCUCUCCCCUCCAGCAGAAACAAAUGCAUUCUUUAACUCUACCAAUACAAACCAUUCCCAACAAAAGCAUAAACAAACUUCCAAAUCCUAGAACUCCACUAGCAAAUUCAUGGAAAUCCCACAACAAUAUUAAUAUUAAUACAAAUAAAUCUCUCAUGAUAUGCAGAGCUUAUUCUUCUUCAAUCACUGACUUUGACCUCUAUGAUCUUCUUGGAGUUGAUAGUUCAUCUAACCAGGCUCAGAUUAAGCUGGCCUAUAGGAUGCUGCAGAAGCGAUGCCACCCAGAUAUCGCCGGAGCAUCUGGUCAUGACAUGGCUAUUAUCCUCAAUGAAGCCUAUGCUCUUCUUUCUGAUCCAAUUGCACGUAUGGCUUAUGAUAAGGAACUGACAAAAAUUGCAGACUUAAGGGGGUACACAGGAAAACCUUUAUAUUCAGCAUGGUGUGGUCCAGAGAAUGAAGAAAGAGCUGUGUUUGUUGAUGAAGUCAAGUGUGUAGGUUGCCUAAAGUGUGCAUUAUUCGCUGAAAAGACAUUUGCUGUUGAAUCUGUGUAUGGAAGAGCCAGAGUAGUUGCUCAGUGGGCUGAUACUGAACCCAAAAUUCAAGAAGCUAUAGAUGCAUGUCCAGUUGAUUGCAUCUCGGUUGUUGAGAGGUCAAACUUGGCUGCACUUGAAUUCCUAAUGUCCAAGAAGCCGCGAGGCAAUGUUAGAAUUGGUGCUGGCAAUACUGUUGGUGCUCGCACCUCGAAUAUAUUUGAUGAUCUAGACAAAUUUCAAAGCAGAUAUCAAGAUGCCUUGAAUAAAGCUUCCAAAACCAACCCUAAGGCUUCAUAUGUGCAAAAAGAAGCACGAAUGUCAGCAUUUCAAGCAAUCCGGGCAAUGUCAAGUUGGGUCUACUGGCAAUCACCUAUUAUAGGGACUGCAGAAGCUGUCCAGGCUUUGGUACCAGUUAGGAGAAGGCUAAUUGAACCCGACAUUAAGAAGCUCAGAGCUGCUGCAGAAACUAUGAAACAAGCCAAAGCAACAGUUAAUCAAAGGUGCAACGAUGAGUAUUGGUCUCCAUCAACCCCUGCACUUCCAGAAGCAACAAACACUAGUUUGGUGGAUGAAGUUUCCUCGAAUGCUUCUUCUCCCAAAACACCGGUAGAAUUCUAUGAUGAAGCUUUCUCACCUAAGGAGAAAAUUCAAGGCAAUCCCUGGCUCUGGAGAGUGCCAUUCGCAACAGCAACAGCAGCAGCAACUAUAGUUUGGUUAAAACUUGGAGAAGAAGCGACUGCUAGACUCAACGAUCAUAUUGGUGGUUCUCUCGCAUUAGACAUUGUCAACAGCUCAUGGCUGAAGGUCAUUCUUGCAGGUGCUACAUGGUAUAUGAUUGGUAUGGCUCUAGUGGAACUUGUGGGGUCUCUACAAAGUUUGUUUGGGAAGGACAGAAAAUAGUGAACACUUUCAUUCCAGAAUACAAGUGCAAGCAGAUAAAUCUUGCAACAUAAAUGUAAAGUUACUAUAUGGCCUAAUCAGUUCCUGUCCCAAGGGCCUCAAAGUCUGCUUAUAGAAAAACAAAGCUUCACCUAUGA
Molecule: messenger RNA, 1631 nt
Organism: Nicotiana tabacum (common tobacco)
Lineage: Eukaryota; Viridiplantae; Streptophyta; Magnoliopsida; Solanales; Solanaceae
Product: chaperone protein dnaJ C76, chloroplastic
Source: RefSeq, a predicted model, not a curated record